AUGUCAACUAAAUUGGUGGUAGGUGGUAUAACUGCUGUGACCGCAGGUUAUUUGAUUUAUAAUAUUAAUUACAACAAUAACAGGGACCACAGGCACGUUAACACAAGUAGUGCCACGUAUAAACUCACAAAUGAAAAUCAGGACGACCAUCUUCCCUUGAGGUCACACUAUAAGCAGACCUCGAACACUGAUAAUCAGAAGCUUAGGGACUUCACAACCGCAAAUGCAGGUGCCAAAAAUAACUCGAAAUCAAUAUUCAACUGGGGGUUCAAUGAAGCCGAACGUAACAAGGCCAUUGCUAUUGGGGAGUACGACAUGGUGAAUAAAAAAUAUAACGACUUGGUGAAGGAGUUUCAAGAAAAUAGUGCCAACUUGGACAAAGAGGAGAGUGAAGUCAAAAAAUUGAUUUUGAAAGACUACGAGGAAGAACUGAAGUUGAAGAAACAGAUACUGGAAGAGGCGACUGAAAUUUACAAUAAAUUCGUUAAGAAUGAAAACUUCAACGAAUUGGCAGACAAGAUAUAUAAGGAAAACUUGGACGUGAUGAACGGCGAGAAGAGCAUUUUCCAAUGGUUGAGGAGCACUGGAAUUGAUGACGAGGGCGACAAUAAUGCACAUCUCAUUCCGCUGAAUGGAGACGGUACGAAAAUCGAUAAGAUUGCCAGUGAGAGCGUGAUGGGAUGGGGAGAAAGUGCUCAGGAAUUUGCUAAAGAAGCAAUUGAAGAACAAUUGAGGAACAAGGAAAUAGGUCCAAGUGAAGCACAAAAAAGAUUGGAUGAACUUAAGGAAAUAAAGAAAAGAGGCUGGCUGAACUACGGCGGCAAGACACCUGAAGUCGAAAACGAUAUCGCCUCAAAAGUCGCCGAAGGUGUCAGAGGCUGGGGCGAAAGUGCGUCGCAAUUUGCAAAUGACGAGCUAGAAGAUGUCAAUAUUCAAUAUGACAAGAACGUGACGUUUGAAAGCGCUAAAUCAGAGGUUGAGAAGAAACUAAAAAAGUUGGAAGACUGCAGACAACUGUACCAACAGGCACUUGACUCUAAAAAUGGAGACUUCAUUUGGAACAAAUUGUUUGUGAAACCAAAGAAAGACCAAGACUUGUCACCCAGUAAUAACAAUGACUCCAACAAUACAGAUAGCACCAAUAAGAGAAUCUCCAAGGACAUUGAGACUCAUGAACUAAAAAAACAAUUAGAUGUUGCACAAUCUGAGUAUGACCAUGCCAUUGACAUUCUAUCUAAAUUUCUAGAGGAUAAUGCUUUACCCUCGAAUAGAAAAAAUUUAAAGCAAACAAGGACACAACUAAUGGGGAAAUUAUGGGACCAGAUGAAUGAAUAG
Tetrapisispora phaffii CBS 4417 is the source of this 1335-nucleotide messenger RNA. RefSeq names its product Om45p (gene OM45). Bases 1 to 1335 code for a protein of 444 amino acids. The transcript has a single exon. Lineage: Eukaryota; Fungi; Ascomycota; Saccharomycetes; Saccharomycetales; Saccharomycetaceae. The record is from RefSeq and is a predicted model, not a curated record.